CGCCCACGAAACAUGUGCGAAGAGCAGACAGGUCAGGGUCACGGCGUGUGUACAAGAAGACGACGCGCCCAGCGACAGGCAUCGGUCGUAGUAGGAGGAGAGAAAGGCGCAGAGGGAGGCGGCAACAAUCGAGCUGCAAGAGAAAGGGUAGAGGACGACAAUGUCCGCUGCGGCGCCACGUUUCUUGAACUGAGACGACGAGGUUCCGGUGGAAUUUCCCGGGGUCCAAUCAAAAUUUUGACCUGGCUUAAAAGGGUAAAAUGAAGAGUUGAAUCAAAGUCCGAGUGAGCGUCGGACCGAGCGAGGGGUUUGGUUUGCAGAUUCCCGCCCCGAUGAUAGACAGAAGGAAAAAGACGGCCCAAAAACAUAUAGUCGAGAAUUGUUGAGGCUAUCGGCGGUGGGUCAGGUCACUCUCUGAAUGGCACCAUCCUUUGUUUCGGCAAUGUGGAGGAAAUGCCCGUUCUAGAGUGCAAACUGGUGAUUGUAUAUUUUAGAGUGGAACGGUGUAAUUACUGAAGUGAUUCUGAGUGCGGCGGUGAAUUCUGAUUUCACAUCUCCUCUUGCGAAAAUUUGUGAUUUCAAUCCAGUGCAGGCACACUAUUUAGGUCAUUAUCGAAACCGAUUACUUGUGAAUUCUCUUCACAGGAUUUUGUUAUUACUGUGAAGAAAAAUUGUGAAAACGUCCGUGAGUGGCAUGCGUGUGUUUGCCGAUAAUGGGAGGAACAUCAGUUGAAGCCCCGUCGCCGGGUGUCAAUAAUUCGUAUCCAGCAGUAGUUCUCGAAAGGUUGAACAUGUCGGCUGUUCCUGUAAACCCUUCACCCCCCGACCCUGAGCGGAUCCGGUCCGACUUGAUGUUACUUCUGCGGGAGUUCUCGACGGAGUUAGCUGCUGCCAAUAGUCCGACAUCCGUUGUCAAUGGUGCUGAAGCGUCAGAUGAAGCAUCAAAUAGUAAGCAGCCAUCGGCAGCUUAUACAGAGGCCGAGUGGUUGUCCCAUCUAGAAUUGAAAUUUUUGUUGCGAGCACACAGAAUGGAGCUUUUACGAGCUCUUGGACGUUACAUUGGUGGAGGCUCUUCAGAGGGCAGCAACGCUAACCAGAUAUUUGUUGCGAAAGAGGCGUUGACUGUGGUCGACGAGCUUCUUGAGAAGACAGAAGCAUAUGCCGAAUUUCGUUUGAAAGGAACUGAUGCAAGUUUGCAUCCAAUGGUACUUAGACUUGCCAGUCGUUAUGGAUUAUCCACCGGAGAAUCUGAUCUGUUCCAGUUACUUUUCAUGCGGGGUGCCUCCAAGGCUGCUGCAGUUCGAGCCAUUCUAGGAGUAAGGCAAGAAGACAAGGAGCUGGCUAUGGAACUUUGUGGAAUGAGUUUACUAGAGGUAGAAGAUUUUCUAGAUGACAAGCGGACACAUAUGACAGAAGGAAUAAUUAUUGGGCAGGAUGAUUAUGACGGGAAAACAAUUCGUAUGACAAAUGAAGCAGUCUCAGUCCUUCUUCUAAGGCCAUUGAAAACAGAACAGCGACUCAAAUUCAGCAAAACCGAGCUGUUGAGUGUCAUGGAAUCAUCAAAGGCAGAGGGGUACAAUGACGGGGUAUUAAUGGACACAGAAGAUGGACCUGAUACAGCUGUCGAGGACAAAUUAAAGGAGAACUCUUCUGAGCAGAGCUUUCUGAUGAUCUUUGACUCCAACAAAGGAGUUCAAGGUCAAAAGCGAAAGUUUGGCGUUGUUGACGAGGAGGGCUUAGAUGAUGUCGCAGCUCAAGUAGCACAGCUCGAUGACUUGGUAAAGGUAGCUAUGGAGCCUCAGAGAAAGCGGGCUGCAUUGUUAGGCGAUACCGGCAUUUCAGAAACUGAUGUGAGCAACGGGGUGGAUCCUGGUUUAAAUGGAGGAGCAUCUACUCCAGCAAUGCCUCAGGAGGAUGAUCUAAGAAGAGGAGAACUUUCUGCCUAUAAAUCGAGCUUGGAAUAUUUGGACGAUGCUUUUCAAGUCCUGGCUUUGAUGCUUCGCAUUGCCAAAGCUCGUCACAAAGAGGACAUGAAGGAAGCAUUCAAUGACGAACGUCCUUGGUAUGAUGUAUAUCGCACAACUAAGGUUUCAAGUAUUCGAGAGUUACGGGCAAAGCUACGGUUUGUGCAAAAUCGUCUGCAGGAGAGAAUGAAGCUUACAGAGGAAUCUCUCAAAGAAGGCUCGACUGAGUUUCCUCGUCUUGAAGCACUUGCUCGGAAGCUGGGGUUGGACGAGUUUGAGAAGGGCGUAGUGGUUAUGCUAACUGGUGUGUCCAUAUCGCCAGUGGUGAAAAGCAUUUUUGAAGCAGACAGUGGUGACGGUAGCUACCGUCAUAGUAGUGAAGCUAUACAAGUGAAGGACAUUUUGACGGUGUACUUCGACUCUUUCAAACAACAGGUUCUUGCACGAACAUAUUUUUACAAGUCCAGCAAGCUGGUAUCUAGGGGCUUAAUCAAGUUGCGGGCAACACCAUACGCACGCGGUGGAAGAGGUGAUUUAAUGGAUCAACAAGUGGAGCUAGAUCGCCGGAUGUUAGAUUGGAUCGUCGGCCUUGACACAGAAAUGAACGAACUUGUGGAAGGAAGUCAUCUUUACACACCAAAGAUAGCAAUGGAGCAAGUGGUACUACCCGAUGAACAAAAGGACAUGCUGCUGAAAACGGUAGAGAAUUUUGCCAAAUUCAGGCAAUACAGGAAGCGUGCGGGCCUGGAAGAUGUGAUGAGUUACGGAGCCGGACUUGUUAUUCUUUUGUGUGGUGCAUCUGGAACGGGCAAAACAAUGACGGUGAAUGCUGUUGCACAUCACCUUGGUAAGCGAGUUUUAAUGGUGGAUUUCCACUCGUUACAUUCCGCGUCUGCUGGAGGUAGCCGUGAUGAUCAUUCAGCGGAUCUUAGAGGCCUCUUUCGAGACGCAGACAUGAACGAUGCGAUCAUAUUCUUUGAUGAAUGUGAGGCAAUCUUCGCACAGAGAGAACGUGGAGGAGACAGAAUGCUCAAUUCCUUGCUGACUGAGAUGGAGAGGCAUGAAGGAAUCAUAAUGCUUGCCACGAAUAGGCCUUUAGACCUUGACGAAGCAAUGCACAGACGAAUCACAUGUGUGAGCGAAUUCCAUCCGCCAGACCACACUCAACGGCGUGCGAUAUGGAAGCUUGCAUCUGAGCGUCUCCCCGUUCAUGAUAGCAUCGACUGGGAUAGAAUUUCACUCAGGUAUGAGCUCACAGGAGGAUAUAUAAAGAAUGCGUUAGUGAGUGCACUGCUCAUGGCAAUAUCGCGAGACAGCAUGAAUCCAUCAAUGUCAGAAGAGGACAUUGUGAACGGUUGCCGUCUACAAAUGCGGGGAAGUUUGCAGAUGAAGACUUUCACCCAUAGAGUUGUACCGAAGACAGGUAUGGAUGAUCUCAUACUUAGUUCCGGAAUGCGCGAGAAGAUGGAUGCAAUUGUCACAUUCGAGAAGGCAAGGGCUGUACUCUUAGGACAGUGGGGCUUCCAACAGGAGAGACUUGGCACAGCCUGUUUAUUUUGGGGUCCUCAUGGAACAGGGAAAUCAUCUGCUGCUGAGUCCAUUGGGUUUGAAUUGGGUCGUCCUUUGAAGGUGAUAAACUGUGCCCAACUUAUAUCCAGAGAAAGCAGCACCAAGACUGGGUCAAAUAUUAGUACCGCUUUCAAAGACUCGAGACUCAUGGAUGCAGUGCUUGUACUCGAGGACUUCCAGAUUUUCAGGGCAGACGACGAAGCCGGUGGGGGUGGCGUAGGAAGUGUAUCGCCGUGGUCACAUGUGGCAAUCGGUUUGUUAUUGCAUGAACUGGGUCGGUUUCCUGGAAUCUGCAUUCUUAUCGCUAAUAACGUUCAGGGAAGCGUAAUACACCGAUUGGACCCAGAGCUCACAAGGAGACUUAAGUUUUUGGUAGAGUUUAGAAUGCCAGAUUCUUCUGUACGAUCUCGAAUGUGGAAAAAGUUGAUUCCAGUUAAAUGUCCUUUGGCUCCAAACAUCAAGUUUGAAGAGCUUGGGCGUCGCUUCGAUUUUGCCAGUGGCACCAUUAGCAGUGCAAUUGUAAGAGCUGCUGCUAAGGCAUCCCUGCGAACUGGAGAGGAAUGUAUUGUAACGUAUAAAGAUCUUGUUGAAGCCGCGGAAGCAGAGAAGGCUCAUCUCAGGGACGAACUCUCGGAAGUCAUGCUACAAGCGUUUAUAUAGUUUUCGGUUCUAAAACGCUGUAUUGCGUUUAAUUUUUGAUUGCACAUCAGUCUUAUCUGGCAAUUUCUUGCCGCCAAAAGCAAAGGUCACAUGCCUUGACAACAUGAGUGAUUGAUUGAAGAAACGCCUCGCCGACAAGCUAUGAGUGAUCACUUUAGUCAAGUGACAACCUUCUCGUUCUGUCUAGUCUGCUGUCAUGCCAUUUCUGCAAUCUGGCUGCAAGCUGAACAUAGACGAAAUGAGGCCGUUGCUUUGACUGUUUGCGUCUAUGACAAGUGCAUUCUAUUAGUGUCAAGAUAAGUGAGCGCCAUGCCCAUUCUUUUGCUCAAGUACGCAAGCUUUUUCUUGAGUUCUCUCGUCUUUUGUCCCUUGCAUCUUCCCUGUUGUAAAACUAAAACCCCGACCUGACCUGGUGAACUUCGAGUACUGUAAGGAAGUCAUUUUAAUCACUUCUACAGCUGGAGGAACGAUUUACAGAUUAGUGAGGCCUUGAUGCUAAUGAAAUGUCCGAUGUCAAAUUCUCUCUAUAAAUCGAUUAUUUUGCGAGUAAAUCCACAUCGUGUUCCACU
This is a messenger RNA of Marchantia polymorpha subsp. ruderalis, 4762 nucleotides long. The record is from the annotation of a GenBank genome assembly. NCBI's taxonomy places the organism in Eukaryota, Viridiplantae, Streptophyta, Marchantiopsida, Marchantiales, Marchantiaceae.